Molecule: messenger RNA, 5373 nt
Organism: Lithohypha guttulata
Lineage: Eukaryota; Fungi; Ascomycota; Eurotiomycetes; Chaetothyriales; Trichomeriaceae
Exons: 2
Coding region: 1-5373 (1790 amino acids)
Biological process (GO): actin filament bundle assembly; barbed-end actin filament capping; mitotic actomyosin contractile ring assembly
Cellular component (GO): cell division site; mating projection tip
Molecular function (GO): actin binding; small GTPase binding
Source: RefSeq, a predicted model, not a curated record
AUGCCAUUAUCUAGCGGUGGUGACAAGAACAGUCGACAGUCGUCAGGUACCAGAUCCCUAUUCAGUCGAGUCAAAGGUGGACGCAAAGAUGCAGACACAAGCAGUCGCUACGAACCGGGCGAUCAGGAAACGGGAGCGAAUGGUUCGUGGAACUCAAGACAUAGUCGCAACGACUCGGUAGCAUCCAUGAACGGAGAUGGUACACAGAGUACUGUUGGUCUGAAUAUGAAUGCUGGGGUAAUGACUUCGAUUCCCUACGACACAGUCGCCGACGCGAGACAGCCUUCGAACGAAUAUAUCACUAAAGAAGAUACGCGGAGAGAACCGCAGCCACAUCAGUUAUCAAGAGCCGUUGCGCCUCCACGACCUCCUCCCCACGCGAGUAAUUUCACCAUGGCCACGAGUCAGCCAGGUGAUAGGGGCACAAAAUUACAACAAUGGGGCACUCAGAGGCCAGGGAGCAGCAACACAAACCAUAGUAAUUACGAUUCCUUUUCUACAACGGACUCAUCGAACGGCCCACGCAAGUCGUUCGAUCAAAUGAGCAUACGAUCUACAGCCUCUUCACAGACCGCCAAUUCUCUACUCUCCUCAGAUACUUCCUCACGUACAGCAGUGCCUUCUAUAGCCAGAGAGUCCCUCUCAUCUUUAACACCGACCACUUCUCGCUUAGGAAAGAUUGCAAGUCACGCUGGGUGGCCUGCCCAGCAAGCCUCACCUUUCAGUUCAACCACAUCCUUUGCCCCAGCUGGCUUCAAUCUUCCACGACCUAAAGAUGACAAGGAAGUGGAGAGAAUGUUUACGGAGCUCAUGCAUAAGAGAGGAUGGCAGAACUUACCUGACGCGGCCAAGCGCCAGAUGCUCGCGUAUGCUCCUGCAAAGAAGUGGACCUUGGUACAUCAGGACAAGCUAACCGAAUGGCAAGGUGAACAGAAAAGACGCCAACAAAACAGGCAAGCCGAAAGUCCCUUAGCACGCCCUGAUGAAGAGUUCAGCCCGGAGUGGUAUGUGAAGAAAAUCGUCGACGAUACUAUUACACCUAAACAGCUCCAGAGUUUGGCGGUGAGCUUACGAACCCAACCGAUAUCAUGGGUUCGCACGUUCCUCGAAGCUCAGGGUCAGGUUGCCUUGACGAACGUAUUAAUGAAAAUCAACAGAAAGCAGCAAGCUGGUCCCGCUCCUGCGCACACGGCCGCAUCGACAGAGAAAGAUAUCGAAAAGGAGUACGAUAUAGUGAAGUGCAUCAAGGUUCUCAUGAACAACAAAUAUGGCGAGGACGAUGCGCUCGCACAUUCAUCGGUUCCCAUAGCAUUGGUAACGUGCUUGAACUCCCCACGGCUUUCCACAAGGAAGCUUGUCAGUGAAACCUUGAGCUUCCUGUGUCACCGUGAUCAGCCAAGGGGUCAUACCAAAGUUUUACAGGCAAUGGACUAUGUGAAGAGCAUGAUGAGCGAGAAUGGUCGCUUUGAUGCAUGGAUGCGAGUCUGCGAAGUCACCGUCGAUGGCCGUGGUAAGAUGGGUAGUCUUGUUGGUGCCAGCGAUGAAGUUAGGAGCGGUGGUAUUGGCAUGGAAAAUCUGCUAAUGGAAUACUCUCUGGCUACCUUGAUCUUGGUCAAUGCUAUGGUCGGCGCGCCCGAGCACGACCUGCAUUUACGAUGCCAUCUUCGAGCCCAGUUGCAUUCGACUGGCAUCAAGCGGAUCAUGACCAAGAUGGAGGCUUUUCAAUAUGAGCUGAUCGACAGGCAAAUUGAGCAGUUCCGGGAGAACGAAAUUGUUGAUUAUGAGGAUAUGCUGCAACGAGAAGGUCAAAGCCAGGUCGACGGUAUUGAGCCUGAGUACAAGGACUUGACUGAUCCCAAGGAGAUUGCGGAUGCAAUCAUGAGCAAGAUCGAGGGGACGAGGACUCAAGACCAUUUUGUGUCGGCCAUGCAGCAUAUGCUGUUGAUGCGCGAAAAUCCCUACGAGGACCGGCUCAGGAUGUUCCAGCUUGUUGACUCCAUGCUCAGCUAUGUGGCCAUGGACAGGAGGCUUCCGGACAUGGACCUGAAGCAGAGUCUCAAUUUCACAGUUCAAAGUCUGUUGGACAAGUUACACACAGAUGCUGAAGCCAGGCUUGCUGUGGAUGAAGCCACAGAAGCUCGCCAGAUUGCUGAUGCGGCAAUGGCAGAGCGAGAUGAGAUGAGAGCUCAAAUCGAACUGGGUGCUGACGGUCUAGUUCAGAAAUUGCAGAAACAAAUCGAGGAGCAGCAAGAAGUCAUUGACAUGCAGUCGCGCCAAGCUGACAAGUUGAAAGCUGAACUCGCCGAAGUGCAGCGUCUGAGAGGUCAAGAGUUGCAAAGGAAUGAACUUGAAACACGUGAGCUCUAUCUGAUGCUCAGAGACGCUCAGGACAUUGCAGCCUCGAACGCUAACAAGGUGCCAAGACAAGGUGAAGAACCCGUCAAGGUUCAAGGCAUCCUCGAUCGCGAGCGCCUUAUGGAGCGACUUGAGAAGCAGCUCGAGAGAACAAAGACUCAAUUUAAGCUAGAAGGUAGGGUUUGGGGAGAUCAUGGACCAUCCGAACGUCUGAGACAGCUACGUGAAGAGAUGGACGACGGUAUGGAUGCUGAUUUCCAGGAGAAGACACGGGAACAUCUCACACAUAGUGUCAUCGGAAGCGUUCACAGAAGUAAUGCGAAACGCAACUCUGUACACAGACCGAGGAGAACACGUGCCGAUGGUCUAUCUGUACCUGAAGAAGAUACUGAGGACGAAGACGAUCAGGAUGAGGCCAUCAUCGAGAAGCCAAGAGUCAUUGAGCUCAUUCGACCAAAGGUCACCUCUCAGCAGCGUGAUGAGCGAGCCGGAAUGUUGUCAGAGCUUCAGAACAAAUUCCGUAAGGAGACUCCUACAGAUGGCACAAGCGAAGAUGGCACAGAAGGCGAUGGCAUCACUACUGGUACCUCACAUCCAAGCCUCGAGGCAGAUUCGCCAAAGACCCCUCAGGACACCACAAUGCAGGACAUCCCGAAACUGCAGUUCACUGGGCCGCCACCUCCACCACCUCCGCCCAUGCCAUUAGGAGUUGGAGCACCUCUUUUGCCUGGCUUUGAAGCUGGACCUCCUCCCCCACCACCCCCACCGCCAGGGUUUUCUAGUACAUCCAGCACACCACCACUUCCUGGUUUUCCUUCGGCUGGCCCACCACCACCACCACCGCCCCCGCCUCCUCCUCCUGGGACUCCCGGUCUGGGAUCUUCUGGAUUUGGAGCUUUUCCACCGCCUCCACCGCCACCUGGUGCGCCACCACUUCCUGGUACUCAACAUGGUCACUUCUUAGCGCGACCUAUUUCUCCCGGCCUGCCACAAAUUAGUAGCCCGUAUCUCAGACCGAAGAAGAAGCUCAAGGCUUUCCACUGGGACAAAGUCGAUACACCUGAGGUUACUGUAUGGUCUAAUCAGGCAGUGGACACAUCUGCAAAAGAAGAAAAAUACCAAGAACUGGAAAGGAAAGGUGUCCUGGCGGAAGUCGAGAAGCUGUUCUCAGCCAAGGAGAUCAAGAUUCUCGGCAAAGGAAAAGAAGCUAGGGAAGACAAGAAAAGCAUCAUUUCAAGCGACAUGCGAAAGAACUUCCACGUUGCGCUCGCCAAAUUCAAGCAGGAUAGUGCUGAUGAGCUCGUUAAGAAGAUCAUCCAUUGCGACAGAGAGAUCCUAGAAAGUGCUGUGGUCAUGGACUUCCUACAAAGAGAAGAUCUCGCAAAUAUUCCGGAGAACAUCGCUAAGCUGAUGGCCCCAUACAGCAAGGACUGGACUGGACCGGAUGCGGCGACAACGCAGAGAGAACAAGAUCUGAAUGAGCUCACUCGAGAAGACCAGAUAUACCUGCAAACAGCUUACGAGCUGCACCAUUACUGGAAGGCCAGGAUGCGAGCCUUGGCGCUCACCAAGACCUACGAGACAGAGUAUGAUGAGAUUUCGAAAAAGCUGAAAGAAGUGGUAGAUGUGUCAGAGUCGCUUCGUGAUUCUACUUCAUUGAUGAGUGUGCUGUCAUUGAUCCUAGAUAUUGGUAACUAUAUGAAUGAUGCCAAUAAGCAAGCAGCUGGCUUCAAGCUGGGAUCACUGGCCCGACUUGGUAUGAUCAAGGACGACAAAAACGAGACUACGUUUGCGGACCUUAUCGAAAGAAUUGUACGAAACCAAUAUUCGGAAUGGGAACGGUUUGUCGACGACAUCGCUGGGGUUGUGCCUGCUGCUAAGCUGAAUGUUGACAUGCUGCGACAAGAUGCGAAAAAAUACAUCGACAAUAUCAGAAAUGUUCAGCAGUCUCUCGACAUGGGCAACCUGAGCGAUCCAAAGAAGUUCCAUCCUCAGGACCGAGUGGCCCAGGUUGUGCAAAGAUGCAUGAAAGAUGCGCGAAGAAAAGCAGAACAGCUCACCAUGUACUUGGAGGAGACGUCACGUGUCUUUGAUGACAUUAUGUUAUACUUUGGCGAAGACAAUACUGACGAGAACGCUCGUCGCGACUACUUCGCCAAACUCGCCGGCUUUGUUACAGAAUGGAAGAAAUCUCGAGAAAAGAAUAUUGCAUACGAAGAGAACAGGCGCAAAAUGGAAGCGAGCAUGGCAAGGAAGCGAGCUGCGGUUAAUAAUGCGGCUGAGAGAGCGGCUUCUGCCGAUGGCACGAGCUCUCCAAUGGCUACUCAAUCCGGAGCGAUGGACAGCUUGCUCGAGAAACUGAAGGCUGCUGGCGCACCUAAAGAUCAAAGAGACAGAAGACGGCGAGCACGACUCAAGGACCGGCAUAAUGAACGCGUUGCUAGUGGCCAGCAGAUGCCUGAGUUGCGCGUCAGGGAUGGACUUGAGGAGAGCAGAGGUAUCACACCCAUCGCCGAAGUGGAUGUCGACACACCUGGUGACGAUACACCAAAUAUCAACAAGGGUGCCACGAGCGAAGGAGAUGACGUUGCUGACCGAGCUGCAAGCUUGCUGGCAGGUCUUCGUUCAAGAGCACCAGAUGAUACAGGUGAUGAAAUCAGUGUAGGUCGGCGCCGCGCAGGAGCGGAAGAGAGACAGGCACGCAGAGCCCGUCGACGCACACAACAGACUAAGGGUAGUUCAGAUGCUGGAGAUAUACGAGCAAUGUCACCCGAUCAGGAUUUCGACGACGACACUCAUGGCUCACUUGCCUCGAAAAUGAACGGCCUCGAUGGUCCCAUCAAUACGAAGAGGAUCAGCCGAAGCGAUGGUUCUUUGAGUCCAGAGCCAGGAAGUGCAGGCCUGCCAACGCCUAGCAUAGUUGUCAGUCCGACGCCGGAUGACGACGCCGACAGACGACUUAGAGACAAUGAGGCAGAGGAAGGCAGCAAAGAAAGGCCAGUAGAGAUACCUGAGUAG